AUGUCAUAUCUCUUUUCACAUUCGACGGUGGGGACCUUGGUUCAGUAUGCGAAGAAGGGCAAAUUGGAUUACUCGCGAAACCCAGGAAAGGCCAUCUCAACUUCCUCAUCAAGCGACAAUGUCCCCACCAACUUGGUCAACACCUCCACCGGUACAGACCUGAGACUGCAUCAGACGAGCCUUGUAGACUGGAGUGGACCGGAUGACCCGAGUAUGCCACACAACUGGCCCUUGAGCCAGAGAGUCAUCAUGACGUUCAUCAUCGGCUUCUAUACAUUCGCAGUAUAUGUGGGCUCGUCUAUCUACACAUCUUCUCAGCCUGACGUUGAGAGAAUCUUCAACAAGAGCUCUGUUGAAGGCUCGCUUGGUAUCGCGCUUUACGUCCUCGGCUAUGGUGUCGGGUGCCUGCUAUUCUCACCACUCUCGGAGAUACCGGCUGUAGGACGCAACCCUCCGUACGCGAUAUCUGGAUUUCUAUUCAUCAUCUUGUGUAUACCUACGGCGCUCGUGAACAACUUCGAAGGCCUCAUGGUCCUUCGAUUUCUGCUGGGCUUCAUGGCAUCGCCCUGCCUCGCGACUGCAGGCGUAACGCUCGGACCCACUUUGUCCUCGUACGCUGUCAAGAGUCUUGGGUGGCGCUUCUCUAGCUGGGAACUCAUGUUCAUUGCUGGACCUGCGUAUCUAGGAAUGAUCUUCUUCAUGCCCGAGUCAUCAGGCCCUACGAUCCUUUACUACAAGGCCAAGCGCCUAAGAGAGCAAACCGGCGACUCGAACUUGAUGUCCGACUCUGAACGCAAGCAGAAAGAUCUCAAUGUGAGAACCUUGCUAUUCGACGCCCUCAUCAAGCCAUGGGAGAUUAACGCACUCGACCCUGCUAUUCUGUUCACUACUAUCUACAUGGGCUUGGCCUACGGUAUCUACUACUCAUUCUUCGAGUCGCUCCCACUCGUGUACCCAGUCUACUACGGCUUUUCCGGUCAAAGCACCGGUCUCAUCUUUCUGUGCGUUGGACCUGCAGGCCUCCUCGCCUUUACUAUACACUGCUUCUACCUCAAAUACCGUGUCAUGCCACGUUUGACAAAUGGGACUUUUGGCGAGCUCGAGAACCAUCUUUUACCAGGCAUGCUUGCUAGUCCGUUCAUCCCUGCAGGACUAUUUCUUUAUGCAUGGACCGCGAGGCCGAGUGUUCACUGGAUGGCUCCCACGGUGGGGCUCGCGAUGUCCAUCUUCGGAACGUACUUCAUCGUACAGUCUGUCUUGCUGUACAUCCCGAACAUAUACCCUCGAUAUGCUGCAAGCAUUUUCUCGGCCAAUAGUCUCUCGAGAAGUCUAUUCGCGGUCGCUUCGAUCUUAUUCUCGACACCAAUGUUCGAGGGUAUUGGCAUCGAUGGGGGUGAUCCGAUGGAGUGGCCCAUUGAUUGGUCCCGAGUAACAAUCAUGAGCUUCAAACGCCCAAGCUUUCCUGAUACCACCGACAUCAUGAUCUCCAACGACAAGAAGAUCACUCUCAUCACUGGCGCCAACAGCGGCAUCGGCUUCGCCCUCACCCAGCUCCUCCUCGCAGACGCCUCCAACAUCGUCCUCCUCGGCGCCCGCUCCCUCUCCAAAGGCGAAAACGCCGUCUCAGAUCUCAAGGCCCAAAACCUCCCCGGCACCAUCGAGCUCGUUCAAAUCAACGUGACCUCCGAAGCCAGCGUCAGUCGCGCCGCCACAGACGUCUCCUUGCGAUUCGCCCAGAACGACACGCACAUGACUGACAUUGCAAGCCUCGACGCCCUCGUCAACAACGCCGGCAUAGCCGGCGCAUACUCCUCGACGGGCGCCGACGUACCCGACGGCCAGACACUGUCCGAACAACUCAUUGCGUGUUUCACGACCAACACCGUUGGCCCGGCGAUCACGGUGCACUACUUCGCGCCGCUGCUGUCAGUCUCCCCGCAUGUCGCGCGCAUCGUAAACGUCAGCAGCGGCGCGGGCUCGAUUUCGCUGCGCGCCGAUCAUGCUAAUCCACACCAGGCGAUGAAGGUGGUGCCGUAUCGUGUGUCCAAGGCGGCGUUACACAUGGUGACUGCGUGUCAGUGCUUCGAGUAUCGGGAGAAGGGGUGGAGGGUGUUUAACUUUUGUCCGGGGUUCACGGAGAGUAAUCUGGGGCCGAUGAAUACGAUUGCUGUAAGUGCUAUAUGUGAUUGGAUUGGACUUGGACUGGCUGAUUUUUCUUCUGCAGAAUGGGGCGAAACCGGCGAGUGA
Messenger RNA from Parastagonospora nodorum SN15, 2247 nucleotides. RefSeq lists its product as hypothetical. NCBI's taxonomy places the organism in Eukaryota, Fungi, Ascomycota, Dothideomycetes, Pleosporales, Phaeosphaeriaceae. The coding region runs from base 1 to 2247 and encodes 748 amino acids. The record is from RefSeq and is a predicted model, not a curated record. The transcript is spliced from 8 exons. Gene Ontology annotation, biological process: xenobiotic detoxification by transmembrane export across the plasma membrane. Gene Ontology annotation, molecular function: fluconazole transmembrane transporter activity.